AUGCGAGAACAGAAAUCUGUUGCCAUAAUCGGCGCCGGCAUAUUUGGCCUUUCGUUGGCUGUUGCAUUGCGAGACAAGGGCCACAAGGUUACUGUCUUUGACCGCGCCCAGUACGACGCGAAUGGAUACGACCCCGCGGCCGACGACGUCCAGGCCGCUUCUGUCGAUCAUAACAAGAUCUUUCGCGCCUCGUAUGGAACAAAGCUGCACUACCAGCGGCUGGCCAUGGAGAGCCGCGACGCCUGGAUCCUUGAAGAUGAGAAAAGAGGAUUCACCGAGCAAGAUGGUCGCUGGGAUGAUCGCAGGCUGUUCUCAUCUAGCGGGAUGCUGCGAGUCCAGCCAUCGGACUGUCUUGGUGCGCUGGAAAGAGAGACGCUGGCUAAUAUGGAACGCGAUGGUCUUCGGGACACGCAGUUUGUCAAGAGUAACGCGGAGGAUCGUCAUCGUGCUGCAGAGCUUGGUUGGGAUGACAAACUGCUUGACUUUGAGAUUCCAGACACUUCGCCUUCAGUGAAUUAUGAAACAGUUCUUGAUUCUCUAGCUGGCUUUGUGAGGUGUAGCAGUGCCUGCGCUUACUAUAAAAGGUUAGCUGUCGCCAAGGGGGUAGAAUUCUAUUUCGGUAUUGAAGGCGCGGUUGAAACGCUUGUGAAGGCGAAACAUGGCUCUGACUGUGAAAGGGAAAAGGUUACAGGAGUGAAGACAAACGCCGGUAAAGUGUACAAUGCAGAUGUGGUUGUUGUUGCCGCCGGAUCCUUCUCAACCCAGAUUCUUCCCGACUUGAGCUACCAUCUAGAGUCCUCCGCAGGAAGCAUUGCCGCCUUCAAGAUCGACCCAGCCGACAAAGGCCUGUGGGACAAAUAUUCCCCCGAGCGAUUUCCCGUCAUGACGUGGAAGAGCGUCCCCCGGGAUAGGUCUGGGAAAGACACAGGCAGCAUCUAUGUUUUACCACGAACCCCAGAGGGGUUGAUAAAGAUUGGCUAUCGUGGAAUCAAAUUCACAAACUUCCAGCCCGCCCCUGCAAGCACACCCUUCACACAAGACGGUCAAUGGUCAGUGCCUCUUCUUCCGGAAGAGUGCUCGAAGCUUCAUGAGUCUGCGGUAUACGCCAUCAACCAGUUUGUUUCAAUCUUCCUGCCGGAAUUCCACGGUGUCCCGUUCGAAUUCACCAAGCUUUGCUGGUAUACCGACUCUUUGGAUAAUUCUUUUGUCAUCGAUUACGUACCAGACUAUGCAGACAACUCCGUGUUUGUUUGUACUGGAGGAAGCGGUCACGGCGCAAAGUUCCUCCCUAUUCUUGGCCAGCCACAGCAUGCGGCGGAUAUUCUUGAACAUGGUGAUGAGAGCACUUCGUACAUGCGCCCAUUUUGGCGUUGGAGACCAGAUGUUCCCCGGCGGAAUGGCCUUGAGGAAGGGCCCGAUGGACCGCGAAAUCUCAAACGGGGUUGA
Aspergillus versicolor CBS 583.65 is the source of this 1446-nucleotide messenger RNA. Its product is annotated as NAD(P)/FAD-dependent oxidoreductase. Gene Ontology annotation, molecular function: sarcosine oxidase activity; flavin adenine dinucleotide binding. The record is from RefSeq and is a predicted model, not a curated record. The transcript has 8 exons. The coding region runs from base 1 to 1446 and encodes 481 amino acids. NCBI's taxonomy places the organism in Eukaryota, Fungi, Ascomycota, Eurotiomycetes, Eurotiales, Aspergillaceae.